AUGUCGAAAAAUUGGAAUGAAAAUAUCGAAACAUUCGCUAAACAUAUACAAAUUUACAAGACGUUAGCUCUUCGAUGGCAAAUCAAUCCAAGUUUUUUACAUCGAAAUUUAAAAUAUGUACAUAUUGCUCGAACAUCAUCUCAUCCCAAUCGUUCGAAUUCGAAUCGUUCAAUCGAAGAAAUCUUCAAAUCACGUCUGAAUGAAAUUUCUCAUAAAUCAACUUCAUCCUCAUUAUUACGUGGUGAAGCUUUCAAUCUACAUUUACGUGGCUGGUCAUACGAUCCAAAUUGUUUACAAGAUCGACGUGGUGUCAAAUACAAUGUUGCCUUUGAUUUAUCAGCUUCAUGUCUAGAAAAAUUAUUUAAUCAAACAUCGAAUGUAUCUCGAACGAUGAAACUCGGUCGUAUAGACUCAAUAUCACCGAAUGAGUUGUCUUCAUCAAUGAACGAUGACGAACUGGACGAAUCAUCGACAAUAUCAUUUCAUGUUUCGACAAAAUAUGUGUAUACAUUAACAUUUUCCAGUACGAUUACAGCAAGUCGUGGCGAUGGAAAUAAAAUCUCCAUGUCUUUUGGAAAACGUGUACAACUCGAUUCGUUAUUCGAUCCCCGACAACCCAUGUCGACAGUUCAAUCGAUUGAACUUCUUCUAACACCUGUACUAAUUGAUGGACAAGAGAUUUCGAAAACGAUUUCGUCACAAUUUCCAGCAACAUUUACCAUAUGUUUCGAUUUAACAAGAGAAGCAGUAGAAAUGGUCAGAAGUGGAGCAUCAACAAGAAAACGACAGCCCAUCUCGCCAAGCAAAAUCCCAGUAUCACAUCAAAAGGAACAACAAUAUCAAGAUCCAAAUGCUAAACGAAUGCGAACAACACAAAAGACAAACAAAACUCCUAAUAAUAGCUUAUCAUUAUGGCGUGAUAAUUCAGCUAACAACGAACAUAGUUCCUCGAUAAAUUUACCACUUUACUAUAGUUUUGUAACAGACAAUAAACAAUGUUUAGCAUCGAGUUACAUGUCAUCGAAAGGACAUUGUUGUCUUUGUCAAUUUACGGCGAUUAAUAAUGAUUUAGAUGUUCUGAUCAAACAUUUAUCAUAUUGUCAUCCAAGAUUUACAGCCUCGAUCAAAAAAAACAGCGAUCGACCGAACAUUGAAUUGCGUUUAAAUGCGUUCUAUGAUGGAUCACUCGAUACAUUUGAUAUGUUUGCUGAAUAUUAUCCACGAAAGCGACGUAUUACGAGUGAACUGAUUCUUUGGCGACCACCACGUUAUCGUCGAUUGGCGAUGGAUGAUGCGCCAUUUGUCUGUCGUCGAGCAGCAUUAACUCGAGUUUAUCGUCAUACGACCGGUGCCCAACCGAUUCAACCAGAACACAUACAAAUCGAUAGUGAUGAUGAAAUUUAUCCUGAAUGGACUCAGCAAUUAUCACGUCGAAUGAUGGAAGAUUUUCAAGAUGUAAAUGAAGGUGAAAAAGAAAUGAUGAUUAUGUGGAAUCAUCAUGUUAUGAAAUAUAAUUUCAUCGCUGAUAGUCAAAUGCCCUACGCCUGUGAACUUUUUGUUGAGAAACAUGCAAAGGAUUUGCGAGAGAAAAAUCUCAUUAAGAACUUCUAUCUUCACUUAGCGACACUUCAAUUAUAUAAUUUAAUCAAGAAAACGGAUUUAGCUAAAUGUAUCAUUCGAUUAAAAGCAAUUUUGGCAUCGACACCAUCUGUUUCAACUUGCACAUAA
Adineta ricciae is the source of this 1728-nucleotide messenger RNA. Lineage: Eukaryota; Metazoa; Rotifera; Eurotatoria; Adinetida; Adinetidae. The record is from the annotation of a GenBank genome assembly.